This is a messenger RNA of Polyodon spathula (Mississippi paddlefish), 4936 nucleotides long. RefSeq names its product secretory carrier-associated membrane protein 1-like. Gene Ontology annotation, biological process: protein transport. NCBI's taxonomy places the organism in Eukaryota, Metazoa, Chordata, Actinopteri, Acipenseriformes, Polyodontidae. The transcript has 9 exons. Gene Ontology annotation, cellular component: recycling endosome membrane; trans-Golgi network membrane. The record is from RefSeq and is a predicted model, not a curated record. Bases 154 to 1170 code for a protein of 338 amino acids.
CGCUUCUGCCAUUUUGCAGCCUAUCUGUGUAUGUGUGCGGGAGCUUUAUCGCUGUCGCUGCAGCAGGGAAGGGGGGGAUAACCUGCAGUUUAUAAAAAUACUGAAAACACAACAGCAAAACAAACAGCGACUCUACUACAGCAUCGGCACAGGAUGUCAGAUUUCGACAGCAACCCGUUUGCAGAUCCAGACAUGAGUAACCCAUUUCAGGAUCCCUCAGUAACACAGGUAACACGCAGUGCUCCUCCUGGGCUGGAAGAAUAUAACCCUUUCACAGAUGGAAGAACAGCGGCCCCAGUCCCCCCGGCUGUCUCAAAAGUGCCUCCAGCCACAAACACACAGCCGGCCAUCAUGAAGCCCACAGAAGAGCCUCCAGCCUACACACAGCAUGCACAGGGUCAAGCUCUGGCUCAGGCUGAGCUCCUGAGGCGCCAGGAGGAGCUGGAAAAGAAGGCAGCGGAGCUGGACCGGCGGGAGCGAGAGAUGCAGAGCCUCAACCAGCAGGGUGGUAGGAAAAACAACUGGCCACCACUUCCAGAGAAGCUCCCUGUGGGCCCGUGCUUUUACCACGACAUAGCGAUAGAUAUACCUGUAGAGUUUCAGAAGACAGUGAAGAUCAUGUACUAUCUAUGGAUGUUCCACACGGGGACACUGUUUGUGAAUGUUUUCGGGUGUCUGGCCUGGUUUUGUGUCGAUUCUGGAAGAGGAGUUGACUUCGGAUUGGCGAUACUCUGGUUCAUGCUCUUUACCCCAUGCUCGUUCGUCUGCUGGUACAGACCCCUGUAUGGGGCAUUCAGGAGUGACAGCUCUUUCAAGUUCUUUGUCUUCUUCUUUGUAUAUAUCUGUCAGUUCGGUGUACAUGUGCUACAGACUAUUGGCAUAACAGGAUGGGGCAACUGUGGCUGGAUUUCUGCGCUCACAGGUCUUAACACCAGUGUUCCAGUUGGUAUAAUCAUGCUCCUGAUAGCAGCCCUGUUCACAGCCUCUGCGGUUAUUUCAUUAAUCAUGUUUAAAAAGGUGCACGGACUUUACCGAACCACAGGAGCCAGCUUUGAGAAAGCGCAGCAGGAGUUUGCUACUGGAGUCAUGGCAAACAAAACUGUACAGACUGCAGCAGCAAACGCCGCCUCUGGAGUAGCGAACACUGCUUUCAAGGGACAGCAGAUCUGAGCACACUGAAUGCAUUGCCCCACUAACCCCAGCCACCAGCCUGGUCCUCUCUGUAACAAGACUUCACUCCCAUUUAUUUAGUGCACUCCGGUAACUGACUGAACCCCUCUGCCUCACACAGCAUGCAUGUGAACAACCUCCCUUUCGCCCUGUCUAACUGAUGAACUGACAUAUUCUUAAUUUUUUGGGGGGGGUGGGUGGUGGGGUGUUCCUCUACACUUUGGUCUCGCAGGGGAAGAGCAAGAACAGUUUACACAAUAUUGCUGAAACCAGUAGCCACCCUGUGAUCCCUGACCUUUCUGAAUGCAUCACUGUAGGAACAUAUAGCUUCCAUCAAGCUGCACAGUUACCCUCUGAAUGUCCAGGGCCAGCCUCUGUGGGCUUCCCUCGUGAUGGUUCCUGCUCUUCUAGUCCACAAGAGAGUGCUGUUCCACACAAUGGAACAGGCUGAAAAUGCUACAUUAAUACAACCUCCAUUGAGUGAUAGGAUUCUUCUGCUCUUUCUUCUCUUAUCACGUGCAAUACAUGCAGUCUUUAUAUGCAGAUAUAUAAAUAUAAUUUGUAUGUGUGUGUAUAUAUAUGUGUGUGUAUGUGUGUGUGUUAAAACUUACCCCAAUAUUUUCGGAAAGGCUUAAUACUUGUUUGAUCUUACUCAGUACAAAUGCUUCUCAAUAUAAUAUAUAUAUAUAUAUAUAUAUAUAUAUAUAUAUAUAUAUAUAUAUAUAUAUAAUGUACCACACUUUUCAUCUUUUUAACCCUACUAUCCUUCAGUCAGCUUAGGCAGUAGUGUAACCCAGUUACACCUGUACAAUGUUAUUGCUUGCAACUUUUUAAAAACUUCCAUUUUACUUUAAAGCUGCAAAAAAACAAACAUUGACCAAUUACAGCAGCUUUAACAGGGAUGUGUUGUUUGGAGGAUUAUAUUGUGCCUAAUAAAUAAAUAAAUAAAUGCACCUUCAAGAAAGGAAAGAAAUCAUGCAAUUAAAAGUUGUCUCUGCCUACAGGUUAUCCACGUUGGCACAUUGCAUGUAUCUGAUGAGAAGAGUCAACAAUGCCGUGCCAGUGAAAGCAGUGUUGUGUGUGCAUCUUUAUGCAGUCAUUGCUGUCAGGUUAGCAAGUUAUUUAAUAGAACUGAGUUGACAGACAAGCCCUCUGGCUUUUCUAAUUACCAUUCAGUUUGAAGUUUAAAGGUUUUUCUUUAUCUGAAGCUGUUGUUUUGCACACAGGUGGAAUGAUGGGGGAGGGGAGAGAGAGAUUACUGACACACCAUCUUGCUAAGGAGUGUGAUAAAACUCCCAUUGCAUAGCAGUUUGGGCCGUACCAGGUUUUUAUUGUAUUAUGCAAAUGAUAGUGUUCUAAGUAAUAGGAAGAAUAGGUUCAUGUAACUAAAAUGUGUUGCCUGUGCACAUUUAUUAGGCACAAUAAGCAGAUUUGUGACGUGUUGCUUCUUGGUUGAAGACCUGUUUUGUUUUUAAAGCACAUUCAUUUUGACAUAACGUUGCCACUGCAUACAGCAGAAGGGUGUAUCUGAAAGGUAACAAUUGCAUUCUAAUAGCUUGUGUCCUCGUGGCUUGGUCUGGAUUUGUAUAUGUACAGUACAUGAAAAUAAAAGCUGACCUGUAGCGAAUGAUGCUGGAUUUGAAAAGUAGACUCCUGUCUUUAUCUCCUUGCUAUGUUCUCUUACAUUUCAUUCUAGUACCUGAAUGUACAUCAGGCUAGAGAGGCGAGGCGGUCACUUCGGUGAGGUUCCCUUCCACGUGUUUGUGCUGCUCUGUUUGCUUGCUUGUUUGUUUGUUUGCUGGUGAUCUCUGUUGUGUUCAGGCAGCAUGCAUCUGUGUGUUGGUUGCCUCUUUUACCUUCCUUUUAAAAGUGCAUCGCAACAUUAUUCCUUCAUGUGAAAAAAAAUAAAUAAAUAAGAAUGACUUCAAGCAACAACAACAAAAAAGUCAUCCUGGAAUCAAGUUAACCCUUAGCACACUUGUGUUUAAAAAUAACACACAAAUGCUAAAGUGCAUUUUGAAAAAUAUUCCAGCCUUUUCACAGUGAAAGCUCCCUAAAGAGGUACUUUAACCAAUAGUACUCAGGAGAUAUAUUUCAGAUGCAUGAGCAGAUACCUAAUCUACUUCAGGGGGCUUUGUGUUUUUAUUUGGGGUACAUGUGAAAUUGACCCUUGAAGAACAAGCCUAAUGUACAAAAGGAAAUAUUACAGUUGAUCUAAUUGGCUUCUGUGCUAUUCAGGUUUGUAUCUUACAAUAUCCUUUGUUCUACCAGUUACAGUAGCUUUGCAAUGGUAUGGAAUCCAAGGCCUGGUUUAUUUAGCUAGUUCUGUAUUUCAUCCCCUCCCCAGUGGCAGAUUGGCGAUAUACCGAGAUAUGGUGGAAACAUUUCCAGUACUUUAUUAGGAAGAAACCUGGCUAUGUGGGAGUAUUUACACAUGUUUUAAUCUUUUACAGAUUAUUAUUUUUUAUUUUUUUCUGUAAUAAAUUCAACUAAACCCAAUGUUUCUACUCUGGCCCCUGAUUUUAGCACUAAACCAUGGGCUACCUUGCAUUACCGUAAGAGAGGCAAAAAAGAAACCAGCCCGGUAUUCUUUAAAUAUUUAGUAAUGCACAGUCUAAAUCCAGUCCAUUUAUAAUUUAUUUGGCCAUAUUCUGAAGUGAGUGCAAAGACAAACUAUGAGAGUAAUAGGAUCACUGUAACAGGAUACUAUCAUUGUAACAGUAUAAAAUGAGCCAGGUAAUCACUUGAGAGCAGGGCCAGUUACUUUACUGCUCCAAGGAGUUCUUGCUGCUUUCAUAUUGUUAUUUUACCCCUCUCUCAAAAUGUACUUAUUAUCUUUUUCAUUCAAUUUAAAUAUGGUGUUUUUCUUGAGUAAAUAUACAUGGUAUGUGACUUCUGUCCUCCAGGUUUUUUAAAUCAUGUCUUUGGUUUUUGCAAUUCUAGUUCAGUAUUCUGUUUAUUUGGAUAGUUCUGUUAUAUUGAACUUGUGUUCCACUAAUCAAAGGGAGAUCAAUGUGGUCAGAAAUUAACCAUUGUGAAGUGUGUACUGUCACACGUAUAUCUUGAUAUUUAAAGUGUGAUUUAUCAGAAUAACUGAUUAAUACACAUGUUUUGUUUUAAGCACAAACAGUGCAGCUAGGCUGAGGUAGCAGUUUUACCCAUCCUUGCAACGGGCUUCACCAACGCAUGUUCAUUAUAAAAGGCUGCAAAAUGUUUCAAGAAUGUGGAGUGAUUUUGUUUUAUUUCAUGAAACUGACAGUGAUUUCUAGUGGGUCAUGAUACCAUUUCUUCACUUGCUCUCAGUAGAUUUGUUUGUGUUUUUUUUUCCACUGCAAGAGAUUUUCUGUUUUUUUUUUUUUAAUGUUAUGAAUGGCAACAGAUUGUUUCUGCUCUAGCAGUAUUUCUAAGUUUUAUUGAAGUAAUUUGGUUUAAAUCAAGUGAUGGUACAGUUUUGAGAAUCGACAUGUUGACGCAAUGUUAAUUCUUUCUCUGUGUGUGCUGUGCAUAUAAACCUUUAAUAAGAAAGACAUGAGUAAUACUAAUGAAAACAAAAAUGGAUAGAGGUCAGUAUGUGAUAAAGGAUUCCAAUGUAUUUGAAGAUUUUAAGGGAUAUUUGUAUAUUUUGUAAAAAUGACUAAUGGUUUGUCAUUGUUCUGAGUAUUGUACAAAUGCAUUCUUUCUCUAUCCCUCUGUCGCAUGUGAAGUAGUUUGAGUUUUGUAUAUUUAUUGUAUUAACGCAGUCUCAAAUAAAAAUUAAAACCGCAAA